AACAUUGUCAUAACAAAACAUGUCUGCUUCUACUACUUUCUUUGUGAACUUCUACUCUAGAAGACUUCUCUUACACAACCCACUUUACCAACCACCAAACGCAGCCUCCUCCCCAAUCUCCUCCACAAACACACAUGACCCAACAGAUCAAUACCCUGGUGACAACAGCUUUGAUGCAAAUGUUGUUAUGGUCCUCUCAGUCCUCUUGUGUGCCCUAAUUUGCUCACUUGGCUUAAACUCCAUCAUCAAGUGUGCUUUGAGAUGCUCAAGCUUUGUAGAGUCCAGAGGCAGCAGCAGCAGCAACACCUCCGCUAGGUUAGCCAACACAGGAGUGAAGAAAAAAGCCCUAAAAACUUUCCCAACAGUGAGUUACUCAGCUGACCUAAAUCUGCCUGGGCUGGACACAGAGUGUGUGAUCUGUCUUUCGGAGUUUACAGCCGGUGAGCGUGUUCGGCUUCUUCCCAAGUGCAACCAUGGCUUCCAUGUCCGCUGCAUUGAUAAGUGGCUGAGCUCACACUCAUCUUGCCCUAAAUGCAGGCACAACUUGAUCGAGACAUGUCAAAAAAUUGUGGGUUUCACCCAAGCUAGCUCCUCAGUCCCACCAGUGCAAGAAACCAUUGUAAGCAUUGUGCCACUUGAGCCUGAAGGUUUGGUACGCAAUUAUAGGGGAAUUAGCUAGCUAAGUUUUUAUAAUUCUUUUGUUAAUUGUAUAAUAUUUAGUUAAUUAUAUGCUUAGCUUUCCUGGGGUUGAGCACACUGGUUAUAGCCAACCCCACUAGCCACCCAAUACAAAGUGUAAUUACUUCUAGUUGUGAAAUUGUGUAGCGUUUCCAAUUCUGAUU
Molecule: messenger RNA, 842 nt
Organism: Prunus avium (sweet cherry)
Lineage: Eukaryota; Viridiplantae; Streptophyta; Magnoliopsida; Rosales; Rosaceae
Product: RING-H2 finger protein ATL78-like
Biological process (GO): protein ubiquitination
Molecular function (GO): transferase activity
Source: RefSeq, a predicted model, not a curated record